Lagopus leucura (white-tailed ptarmigan) is the source of this 820-nucleotide messenger RNA. Its product is annotated as glutathione S-transferase 3-like. Gene Ontology annotation, molecular function: glutathione transferase activity. Gene Ontology annotation, biological process: xenobiotic metabolic process; glutathione metabolic process. Lineage: Eukaryota; Metazoa; Chordata; Aves; Galliformes; Phasianidae. The record is from RefSeq and is a predicted model, not a curated record. The transcript has 6 exons. The coding region runs from base 305 to 820 and encodes 171 amino acids.
GGGGGGGUGUGCAGGGCGUCGGGCAGGGAGCGGCUCUCGGGGAGCGUGUCGAGCCGGGACUGAAAACGGCUUCCCGUGCUCGUGUGCGGGUGUUUCUGGUGCUCUGACUCAAGGGUGGCCCGGCUUGGAAAGCCUCUGUGAACCGUUAUGUCGCUUUGGUGGAAACGUGGCUGUUAGCGGCGAUGGACUGAGUAACUGUGCUGAAAGUCACGUUGGUGAGGCCAGCGCGGGCUGCCCGGGGAGCGGCGGGGUCACCGUCACAGGAGGUGUUCCAGAAAGGUUUCGGUGAAGGAAGUCUGAAGCCAUGGCUGCAAAACCUGUACUCUACUACUUUGAUGGAAGAGGCAAAAUGGAGUCGAUCCGCUGGCUGCUGGCAGCAGCUGGGGUCGAGUUUGAAGAGGUGUUUUUGGAAACACAAGAGCAGUAUGAGAAACUCCUGCAAAGUGGAGUCCUCAUGUUCCAGCAAGUGCCCAUGGUGGAGAUCGAUGGGAUGAAGUUGGUGCAGACCAGAGCCAUCCUCAACUACAUAGCAGGGAAAUACAAUCUCUACGGGAAGGACCUGAAGGAGAGAGCCCUGAUUGACAUGUAUGUUGGGGGAACAGAUGACCUUAUGGGCUUCUUGUUGAGUUUCCCGUUCUUAACAGCUGAGGAUAAAGUGAAACAAUGUGCCUUUGUAGUUCAAAAGGCUACAAGCAGGUACUUCCCAGCAUAUGAAAAGGUACGUAGGAGAAUAGUUUCCUCCUAUGUUUCAUUUUUAUUUAUAUUUUUAACCACAGUAACAAACAGUUAUUACUACAGCUUCAAAAAUGCUUUUAAGUGA